Physella acuta is the source of this 1941-nucleotide messenger RNA. RefSeq names its product toll-like receptor 4. Gene Ontology annotation, cellular component: plasma membrane. Gene Ontology annotation, molecular function: protein binding; signaling receptor activity. Gene Ontology annotation, biological process: signal transduction. Lineage: Eukaryota; Metazoa; Mollusca; Gastropoda; Physidae. The record is from RefSeq and is a predicted model, not a curated record.
AUGACGAUGGAUACGAUUACACUGGAUAAUCUCCGCAUGGUUCAAAGUGAAUCUUACAACACUCUACUCACUGGAGAUGCCAUCCUUACACGCAAGUCUACAAAAUAUUUAACUCAAAUAUGCGUGGCACAUGUUUCCAUGCAACGAUGUUUAAUUUUUGUCAUUAUGGAAGGCGCCUUAUCAAGCCCAGUAUGGGAUCGAUGCUUAAAAAGUAUUAAUUUGAAUGAAAACCAAAUAUAUGGUACAAAACCGUUUUUGUUUCAAUUGCUUAAAAUGAAACAUAUUGAAACUAUCACGAUCGAAUUUUACAAUAAUUUUGAACUUAAAACCAAAUCACUUAUGGAAAUUAAUAAAGUUGAUACAUGUAGAAAUUGUUUAGGCACAAAGAAUAACAACUCGUACAGUGUUGGGAGUGAGAUAAUAUCACUACCAGCUGAUACGUCUAUUACUGUCUACAUGUCAAGCUCUCUACGCAAUUUGGAUUUUACAAGACUGUUCUCUGCGUUUUCUUUUUAUAUUGCAUUUACGUUUGUUGGAGCUAACAAUUUAUGCUUUUUAGAUAUUUCCGAAUCUUAUGGAGAGAUUUAUACAAGCACAGUUAGAGGUCUAGAUAAUCUAAAAAUACUUUUAUUAGCUGGCAACAGAAUUAGCAAUUUAAGCUAUUCCUUUUUUGACACGAUGCCAGGUCUAGAAACGUUGGACUUGUCUAGAAAUCAGAUACUAAACGAUUUUAUUUGGAAUUUCGGAGACAGGCUGUUUCAAAAACUCACAAACCUUCAACAACUUGAGCUGUCGUUCAACUCCUUAAACUCAAUGAGCUCAAAGACGUUUUUGUAUAAUAGAAAUCUAAGAGAAUUGUUUCUUGCAGGGAAUAGAUUUCGACAAAUCCCGUUUAACCUACAAUACACCCCAAACUUGAGGGUUUUAGAUCUGAGGUUCAACGACCUGAUCACUCUUACAGCUGACGUGAGAUAUAGUUUAGACAAGCUGGCUACAGACAACAAGGGGUUUAAUUUGUAUUUAGAAGGGAACGUUUUAUCCUGUGGCUGCCAUGACAUCCAAUUCCUUCUGUGGAUGAAGCUGACAAUUGUAAAUAUGGAUAUGGAUAGAAACUAUUCUUGUAUUGACACUGACGGGGUUUCUAGAUAUACAGAAACCAUAACAGAUCUUGGAGCAUAUUGGCGCAAAUGUACGGGAGAGUCUUUUCUUUGGUUUUCUAUUAUAAUGUUCUGUUUAAUGUUCAUUGGGUUUUUGCUGUGUGUUUUUGUUACAAAAUAUAAAACGUACAUCAUUUCUGGGCUGCUGAAUUUGUUUAGUGAAACCUUUCUAAAGAAACCUUCCAACUACGAGAUUGGUGUCUUCAUUGGUUAUGCUGAUAGAGAUUACCAGUUCGCUUGUCAUGACCUCAGGCAGUUUAUCGAGGACACGCUGGGGUUAACGACCUUUAUUCGUGACCGUGACCUCUCACCUUCAACUGACCUGGCCUCAGCCACUGUGCAGGCUAUAGACAGAAGUUGGCGCGUUCUUCUGGUUGUCAACGAAACGUUUUUGUCACGUGACCGCUGGUUCUUGUUCAUGUGUAGAGCAGCCACAUCUGCUUUGACGUCUGCUAACCCUAAAAGGAUUGUCGUUCUUGUUGAGGACCAGUUACGUCACCGUCUGCCAGCAGAACUGUCGAGAGUUGUUUUGGAGGAUAACAUUGUUGUUACCAGAGGAAAUUUCUUAGACUAUGAGCUGAAGGAAAAACUAAGAACAAGAUUGGUAGAAUAGAACAAAGUAACCCAAGUUUAAAGGAGUUUUACUUUUUAUUCUUUUCGAUAAUUAUCUGAGCAGUUCAAAUCGUCAAAGAAAAUGAGUAUCAAAUUAAAACUUAAUUUCAUUGUUUAAAAAGGUUGAACAUAAACAUGUUAAAUGUAUGACUUUUACAUUGGAUAGAACUAA